Paramuricea clavata is the source of this 951-nucleotide messenger RNA. The record is from the annotation of a GenBank genome assembly. Lineage: Eukaryota; Metazoa; Cnidaria; Anthozoa; Malacalcyonacea; Plexauridae.
AUGUCUCCUGAUCUGGAGGAAGCAUGCCGGAUGUGUGCAGUUGAUCGAAAGUAUUCCUCGAUUUUCACGAUGCAGGCACUGUCAUCUGUGAUUGGUCGGGAAAUAGUAUCAGUGUAUCCCGCCAUCAAUGGUUUGCUUGACAAGUGUCUGAGCAUAUUGAACAUUGUUCUCCUGCCAAGAAUUUCUACGUCAAGAAGAUGUGGCAGUAGAAUUUUCCUGUUGUGGACCAGAAUGGCCGGGCCCAUUCCUCAACCCCGUGGUAGGACCUGGAUUCCAGACCAUUUCGUCCCUUUAAUUGAGAAAGUUGUUCCACAGUUGAACUCAUCUUCGCCCAUUAACGUUGACAGUCCUCAACCCAAUUUUGACAUGUCUCCAUUGGAUCCAAAGCUAUCUUGGAUGAACCAAGUGGAUGACCAGCAACCCUCCUGUAAAUCCGAGGACCACCAAUCCGCCAGCAGCGAAGUGCAUGACGAGCAACCCAGCACACCACCGCAAGAUAAGUCUGAUUUCGACUCCGAGAACCACCAAUCUGCCAGCGAUGAAGUGUAUGACAAGCAACCCAGCACUCUACCGCAAGAGAAGUCUCUUUUUGACUCUGAGUACCACCAAUCUGUCAGCGACGAAGUGUAUGUCCGGCAACCCAGCACACCACCGCAAGAGAAGUCUGAUUUCGACUCUGAGAACCACCAAUCUGUCAGCGACGAAGUGUAUGACCAGCAAUCCAGCACUCCACCGCAAGAGAAGUCUCUUUUUGACUCCGAGAAUCACCAAUCUGUCAGCGACGAAGUACCUGAACAUCUCGAUUCCACAACCCCUUCAACCGAGAAUAUGUUACCAGGACGUUUUCUGGACAUCGAAUCGCUAUGUGAGUUGUUGAAAACCGAAUCUACCCCAAUCUCCACAAUUCCAAAAGGUGUCAAAGAAAAUGUGUACUUUUCUUAUCAACAAUGA